Aphanomyces invadans is the source of this 4220-nucleotide messenger RNA. RefSeq lists its product as hypothetical. The record is from RefSeq and is a predicted model, not a curated record. The coding region runs from base 8 to 2674 and encodes 888 amino acids. The transcript has 2 exons. Lineage: Eukaryota; Oomycota; Saprolegniomycetes; Saprolegniales; Verrucalvaceae.
GAGUGCCAUGGAGCACGUCCUGGCGGUGACAUCGCCCAUCUCAAGUCCGCGGCAAAGGGGAGCUACUUGCUUGAACAACCCCGUUGGUGCGUCCGAUGUGUGGGGCCUCACCAAGGACUUUAGCUGGCCGGCCAGUCGCGGCAGCGUCACGGCGCUUCUCCCUGACUUGGUUGCCAUCAACCUGGAGCUGUCAUCGUGCACGGUGACUGCCGGGCACAUCGCGCUCACGUUCCGGUACUCGGACACUGUUUCCAACUACUCCCUCGUCGUUGUGUUGGAUGCAAUCCCCGAGCAAAAGUUCGACCAGGCAUUCCAGGUCGACCUGAUCAAAGCGCUGUGCCGCCCACCAUCGUCCGAACUCCGAUCGAAGCACGAGACAUGUCGCUCGGCCAACACCGACAUGCUAAUCAGCCGCCACGAGAGCCCAGUUACCCACGUCGCAUUCCUUCGCUCGUAUCAGGGGGGACAUCCCCACGAAAAGAAGUCGAUGCAACCACAGAAAGCGCAUCCGCUGCGAUGCGUGAUCACGCGAGAAGACGGUGGCGCGUACGCAUGGGAGUGGAGUCAUGACAGGCUCCAAUGGACGUAUCUAAACUGCUUCAACGUGGCGACCGAGGGCUCCACUAGUCGAAUUGGAUCGAUCGACAGCUACGCCGCGUGCGGUGGGUCCCAUGGCGUCGUGUUCCGCUCCACCCCCGACGCGGCCAGCGACAUCAUGUCUCGCCUAGUUAGCUUUGACACGGCGCCAACGUUGGCCACACACCCGACGCGCAUCGUAGUCGGUCCUCUCGUGUCGGUUCUGCCGCCUGCCAAGGCCAACGCGGUGAUUGAGUGGAUGCGUGGCUCGCACGUUGGCCUUUGGAUGGUCACCUCUGCCAACGACAUCUUUCUGCGCAGCGCGACGUCCCCUGGUUGCUUGCACACGGUCUUGAAUCGAUCCACGUGUGCGCAAGACUCGAUGGCCCGCCCGACGGACCCCACGGACGUGCUGCUACUUCGAUGCGUUCACACAACUACCGGCGCGCUCGUGACGAUGGACCCCGUGACUGGUCAAGUGUGGACUUGCCAAGAGCGCCAUGGUGAGCUCGUCGUGCUGCGUUUGCCGUACAGCCUUCCACUUCCGCAAGACGACGAGGAUGGCGCGAUUCGCGAGAUUGCGAGCCACCGCCAAUUCGUCCUUGCGCUGACUAGCCGCUUCUGCUUUGUAUUUGACGUGCAUACUGGCGCACAAGUGGCCAAGGUGGCCGCCCCAGAUGCCGCCGCAUCCUUUUGGACAAGUACCGGCGUCGGUCUCUGGAGUUGGAAUGGCGUGUGGCGACUGAAAGUCCCCAGCGCCAAGCAGUAUGCGCAGAGCGUCGCGACUUCUGCGGGCUCCCGUGCCUCGAUAGGUGCCUGUGCAGCCGCGGCGAUGCGUCAUCUCGACGACUUUGGGCCAAGCUUGCAGUUCGACCAGGCGGCCAUGGCACUCCAAGUGCUACGAUAUCCCCACGGCACGACCAGGGAGACCCAGGACAAGGCGAAGCGCGUGUUUGACGCCGCCGCGGAAAGCCCCGCCUGGAUGCUAUCGCUCCUAGCCGACCACACCGUCCCCGCUUCGUUGGAGGAAGAUCUCCACGCGUUGCUGUAUCGCCUGCAUCAGCUCCUCCACACGGACGUCCAAGCGGCGGCAUCUCCCAAGGGCGAUCCGCGAGCGACUCCCCUUAACUACGAAACGUACGACCACCUGCGUGCGUGGCUAGACGUGCGCCACCGCCGCGCGACAAUCCUCCAGGACAUGUCGUACUUGGACGCUACCGAGCAUCGUGAGGCAUCGGCCCGCGCCACGAAUCCGCUGCCGACCCGCAACCUGCUCGAGAAAUCGAGUUUGCACCUGGCCUCCCUCAUGACGUCGCUCACGUACGGCUCGCAGCUCUUGACGCAGCUCGAGCACGUGCUCGACAUGCACACACCCGACGCGUCGACGCGCCCGAGCCACGUGCUUUUCCAUGACGAACGUGUCACGGCGCUUGAAAGCGUGCGCCACCCGGCAUACUUUGAAUGGGUCGCGCGGCUCACGUUUCAGCACCGCCCCGCGGCGGCGUUGGACCACUUUAUUCACUCGAUUGCAUCGGCAUGUCCCCGCGUGUUCACGUUGAAUGGCGUCGUCCGGCUCGUCCGACCCCAUGCCGACCGCGCGCUGGCGGCGCUCCCCCCCAUGCGCCUCCACUUGCUCCUGCAACCAACCAACGUCGACGCCAUGGUGCUCGCGUACACAAACGCGUUGUGCGCAUCGCAUGCCUACGUGGACGCGCUGCAGUGGCUGCUGCGCUUUCAACUGUACGCGCGUGCAAAAGCGCUAUUCCCGACGCUGCCUCGUGCCGUCCAGCCCGCGUGGUUCUGGCAGCUUCUCCAAUUCGUUGCGCGCCACCACCACGUCAUGACGGACGAACUAGUGGCCGUCGUGGGGCUCAAGCCAAAGCACAUUCCCAAUGGACACGUCCUCUCGACUCUACAUCGUGUCAUGCCGCGAAAUGGCGUGCCGGUGCACAUGCUGCGGCCGCUGCUGGCUACGUUGGUGACAACGUCACCAGUGGGUAGAAUGGCACGGACGGCACACGAAUCUGUUGGAUCGGCGAACGACGGCAGUGUUCGAGUUGACGACCGGCGGGGCUUGGAGCCGUCAGCAGUGCCUUAGUUGGAAGGACGAGGCGAGCCAUCGCGGUGGGUGGCGGCGCUGCCCUGUCAAGACCCGGCGCUUGGGAGUUCCGCGACGGCUUGCAUUAAGGCUUUUUUAGCAACGGGACACUGAAAAUAGACGAUAGAAUCGAUCGCUUGGGUGGUGCAUCGUUUGGCGAAGGAGUGGGUUUGGCCGGCACGUGUUUUGGCGGGGCUGGCGCCUUUGCCGCCCCGCCUUCCUUGGCGAGAAUCUGCUGCCGCAUCUUUUGCGCCAUGCGGUCGAAGAGACUGAGUCCUGAUGGCUCAUCGUCGGACGAUGCGCCUUCGCCCAAUGCAAUGGGCUGGGGUGCGCUCUGCUGUUUCUCUGCGGCGGGCUGGGCUGUCUUGCUGCUUUUUGCUUUAGGCUUGGCUAUCACCGAGGUGUCGUCGCCAUGCGUCGGUCGCGACUGGACGACUGGCUUCGCAGCCGCUUUGGCCCGUUUGGCUGCAAGCUCGUCCUGCUUCUUCUUGACUGCUAGUGCGUACUUUUCCAGCUUUUCUUUCCGCGCAGCCUCCUUUCUCCGCUGUUUUUCUUGCGCUGCAAGCUCCUUCAUCAUGUUCUUCUUCUUGCCUUUCCGGGGCUUUUGUGGUUGGAUUGCCUUGGCUUCACUGAAUCCCACAGAAUCCGACGCAUGCUCGUCCUCCAUCGCAGCAUCCACUGAUGCGGACUUCGUCGUGGCGGUCGCUCGUUUGACGGGGUCGGAUUCGGUCGCUCGUUUGUCGGGGUCGGAUUCGGUCGCGACUCUUUGCUUUUUCGCAGCGCUUGGUGCGUUGAUUGGCGCGCCACCCCCGUCGUCAAGGUCGUCCUUGCUGCUUUUUUGCUGUUUUCUCUUUUUCGCACCGCUUGGCUUUGUCGCACGUGCUGGCUUAGAAACUGACGGCGCAGGGGUCGCAGGACGCGCCGGCUCGAGUGAAGUGUCGACGUCAUGCGGCAUUUCCCGCUGUUUCGCCGCCUUCCUAUCGUCUGCUGUGCGCUGGACAAAUGCUGCAGCUUCUUCUGGUACUGCUGCUUUGGCGGGUGCUUUCAUUGUUCCAGCGAUUCUCCGCUCUUGUUGUGCUGCUUUCUGCCGCAUUCGUCGCUCGUCGGCUUCCGCUUGACGCACGACGUCAUCGUGCUGUUCUUUCGCCGCCUGUUCCAACACAGCGCGCCGCCGCUCUUCCAUCUCAAGCUCCAUUUGCCGUUUCUUUGCAGCUUCUUCUUCGGCCAUCUUGUGUUGUUCUGCGAUCCGUCUACGUUCGGUCUCCCGCUGCUUUGCUUGUCGCGCCAGCUCGACUUGAUGUUCUCGUUCCACGCGAAGGCGUUCGCGCUCUACUCGCUCGACUUUCUUUUGUUCCGCCACCGUCCGAUCCAAGGCCUCAGCAAGUGUUGUCGCCGCCCGCCCCACCACACGCCGACGAUGGCGCCGCCGCAAUGCUUCCAGAGAACGCUGCAACUCGAUGCACUUCAGUCAGCCGUCUGCACCAUCAGCGCCCUUGCUACCUCGAUCGCAGCCACAUCUGCCGCCGACUGCCUGGCCAUCCUUGCG